Cyphellophora europaea CBS 101466 is the source of this 1338-nucleotide messenger RNA. RefSeq names its product diphthamide biosynthesis protein 1. Gene Ontology annotation, biological process: protein histidyl modification to diphthamide. The transcript has 2 exons. Bases 1 to 1338 code for a protein of 445 amino acids. The record is from RefSeq and is a predicted model, not a curated record. NCBI's taxonomy places the organism in Eukaryota, Fungi, Ascomycota, Eurotiomycetes, Chaetothyriales, Cyphellophoraceae. Gene Ontology annotation, molecular function: 2-(3-amino-3-carboxypropyl)histidine synthase activity.
AUGGACGACUACGCUGUUCCGGGAGCCUUCCCAUCGGGCGCAGAGGAGACAGAGCAACCUUCUGUACAUCGUGCACCCAAGAAGAGAUUCGUUGGGCGACGCACCCUUGAGGCGCAAACGAAAUCCAAACAAGAUGCUAAUGGCAGUGUCGAAGAGACGACGGCGAUUGUCCAGAGCACAAAGCGACGUCCUCGUGUUCUGAACCAGAUCCCGGCAGAGAUUCUCGAGGAUCCUGACAUUAAUGCCGCCAUUGCCUUGCUGCCUCCAAAUUAUGCCUUCGAGAUACACAAAACAAUCCACCGCAUUCGCAGUCUGCAGGCCAAAAGAGUCGCGUUGCAAAUGCCGGAAGGUUUGCUCAUGUUUGCCACCACCAUAUCCGAUAUCUUGACUCAGUUCUGUCCGGGAACCGAGACCUUGAUCAUGGGCGAUGUGACGUACGGCGCCUGCUGUAUAGAUGAUUAUACUGCGAGUGCACUGGGCUGCGAUCUCCUGGUCCAUUAUGCCCACAGUUGCCUCAUUCCGGUGUCCGCUUCCAAGAUCGCCACGCUUUACAUCUUUGUGGACAUCACAAUCGAUACCAAUCAUCUGGUGAAAACGCUAGCUCGCAACAUCUCUCCAGGUAAGACCAUUGCUAUGGUGGGUACCAUCCAAUUUAAUUCGACUCUCCACAAUGUCGGCCCUGCUCUUGAAGCCGAGGGCCUCAAAGUGGUUGUGCCUCAAAUAGCACCACUGAGCAAAGGCGAGAUUCUAGGUUGCACUGCUCCUAAGCUUUCUCCAGAUGCAGAGGUGGACCUGAUCAUCUAUCUGGGUGACGGACGCUUCCAUCUGGAAGCUGCCAUGAUCGCCAAUCCUGACAUUCCUGCCUACCGCUAUGAUCCAUACUCACGCAAGCUGACCCGCGAGACCUACUCGCAUGACGAGAUGCUCGAUAUGCGUUCAUCUGCAAUUGCUACAGCCAAGAAAGCGAAGAAGUGGGGAUUGAUUCUGGGCGCGCUCGGUCGGCAAGGCAAUCCGCACACUCUGACCAUGAUUGAGAAUCAGCUGCAACGGCAGGGCAUCCCUUCCGUAAAUUUGCUGCUGAGCGAAAUCUUUCCUGGGAAGCUGGCUUUGUUCGACGAUGUUGAAUGCUGGGUCCAGGUUGCUUGUCCGCGGCUCAGCAUCGAUUGGGGAUAUGCUUUUUCUCGGCCAUUGUUGACACCGUAUGAGGCGCUUGUGGUGUUGGGUAGCCAGCAAAGCUGGGAGCAAGGAGACGGCACGUAUCCUGUGGACUUCUACGCCAAUAAUGGACUCGGCAGGACAACAAAAAAGCUAGCUGCACAGGUGAGCGCAGCGGCCUGA